AUGCCGCAAACUUAUACGAAUGAUCAUUCUCCAUCGGUCCUGCAAACAUACACUUGGCGCGAUGCUAAUAACUCGGCCGCGUAUCUUCUUUCAUAUCUACAGCCACAUAUGAGCAUUCUUGAUGUUGGCUGCGGUCCAGGUUCAAUCACAAUCGAUCUGGCACGGAAAGUUCCACAGGGCCAUGUGGUUGGCGUGGAAUAUGUAUCCGAUCCGCUAGAUGGUGCACGGUCUCUUGCUAGCUCCGAAGGAGUGACGAACGUCUCGUUUGAAGUCGGUGAUAUACACAACCUCCCGUUUCCUGAAAACACUUUUGAUGUUGUUCAUGCACACCAGGUUCUACAACAUAUUGAAGAUCCAGUGCAGGCAUUCAAGGAGAUGCGACGCGUUGUGAAGGAGGGAGGCAUCGUGGCAGUACAAGAGACUAGCACCUCGACAUUAUACCCUGAAUCAGAGGGCAUAGCAGCUUGGAGUGAUCUCCAGGACCAAAUGCGACAGGCUAAGGGCAAUUUUAUGAAGGCAGGUACUCAACUGCAUGUCUGGGCAAAGGGGGCUGGCUUUCCCUUAGAGAAAAUCAAGAAGAGUACUGGGUCAUGGUGCUUCAGUAGCCCCACUGAACGAGAGUACUGGGGCGGUGCAAUGGAGGGAAGAAUCCGCUCCUCUGGUCUCGCAGCGACUGCGGUUCGUGAAGGACUUGCCAGCGAAAAAGAAUUGCAGCAUAUGGCAGCAGCGUGGAGGGCCUGGGUGGAGAAUGAGGAUGGGUGGCUCGGAUUUUUAAACGGGCAGAUUCUCUGCUGGAAGUGA
Penicillium angulare is the source of this 801-nucleotide messenger RNA. RefSeq names its product class I SAM-dependent methyltransferase. The coding region runs from base 1 to 801 and encodes 266 amino acids. The transcript has a single exon. Gene Ontology annotation, molecular function: methyltransferase activity. The record is from RefSeq and is a predicted model, not a curated record. NCBI's taxonomy places the organism in Eukaryota, Fungi, Ascomycota, Eurotiomycetes, Eurotiales, Aspergillaceae.